GGCGUUAAGGCGCGGACGCCUCGCAUUGGUGUUACGGAGCAGCUGGGAGGACCUCCGGCCACAGCCGCGGGAGGUCCGGACACGGGCGGCCAUGGGACUCGCCGGUCACAGAGGAUUUCUUAACCUGCUUGUUCUGAGAACUGAUGACUAAAACCAUCUCAGCAUGACCAGUAGAGGAGGAGGUGGGCAUAGCCAGCCCACCUCAGUGACACAUUCUCAGUUUAGUUCUGGAAGCCAUUCCACCUGCAGGACUCGUACCCAUAAUAUAUGCAUGGUGUCUGACUUUUUCUACCCAAAUAUGGGAGGCGUGGAAAGCCACAUUUAUCAGCUUUCUCAGUGCCUGAUUGAAAGAGGGCACAAGGUCAUAGUCGUCACCCAUGCUUAUGGAAAUCGAAAAGGAAUCCGUUACCUCACUAAUGGUCUCAAAGUUUAUUACUUGCCUCUGAAAGUCAUGUACAACCAGUCUACAGCUACAACUCUCUUUCACAGUCUGCCAUUGCUCAGGUACAUAUUUGUUCGGGAGAGAGUUACAAUAAUCCAUUCUCACAGUUCUUUCUCUGCCAUGGCCCAUGAUGCUCUCUUCCACGCCAAGACAAUGGGGCUCCAGACCGUCUUCACGGACCAUUCCCUUUUUGGAUUUGCUGAUGUCAGCUCGGUGCUUACAAACAAACUUUUAACUGUGUCUCUUUGUGACACAAACCACAUCAUUUGUGUCUCUUAUACUAGUAAGGAAAAUACGGUACUAAGAGCAGCACUGAAUCCUGAAAUAGUGUCCGUCAUUCCCAAUGCUGUAGAUCCUACUGACUUCACUCCAGAGCCAUUUAGGAGGCAUGAUAGUAUAAUAACUGUUGUUGUUGUCAGCAGACUUGUAUACAGAAAAGGGACUGAUUUGCUUAGUGGUAUAAUACCUGAACUCUGUCAGAAACAUCUAGAUUUAAAGUUCCUAAUUGGAGGAGAGGGACCAAAGAGAAUUGUUUUGGAAGAAGUACGGGAAAGAUACCAACUACAUGACAGGGUGCAUCUUUUGGGACCUUUAGAACACAAGGAUGUUAGAAAUGUCUUAGUUCAAGGACAUAUUUUUCUUAAUACCUCCCUUACUGAAGCAUUCUGCAUGGCGAUUGUGGAAGCUGCCAGUUGUGGUUUACAGGUUGUAAGUACCAAGGUUGGAGGAAUUCCUGAAGUACUUCCAGAAAGCCUUAUUAUUUUAUGUGAGCCUUCAGUAAAAUCUUUGUGUGAAGGGUUGGAGAAAGCUAUUUCCCAAGUGAAGUCGGGGACAUUGCCAGCUCCAGAAAAGAUCCAUAAUAUAGUAAAGACUUUCUACACCUGGAGGAAUGUGGCAGAGAGAACUGAAAAAGUGUAUGAGCGGGUCGCAAAGGAAACUGUGUUACCAAUUCACAAGAGACUGAACAAGCUGAUCUCUCAUUGCGGCCCAGUUACGGGCUAUAUUUUUGCCUUGUUGGCGGUGUUCAGCUAUCUCUUCCUCACUUUUCUGAGAUGGAUGACUCCAGAUUCUGUCAUUGAUGUUGCAGUAGAUGCUUCUGGACCAAGGGGGGCCUGGACUCAUAAACAUCCUCACAAUAAAAAGGAGUGUGAGAAUGAUAACAUAUCAAAAAACAGUUAGAAGAAAGCCUGUGUCGUAAAGUUUUAAACACUUGUAAUAGUUCUAGUAACAUGGUUGGAAAUAACCUUGCUUUUUUGUUUUGGGCUUUGAACGUUAAUUUAGUAAAUUAUGCUACCUCUAUGUCAUUCAGUUUUAUUUUGAAGAAAGACUAAACAAAAACUUAUGCAAUUCCUGAGUGUAGAAACUCCUUGCACUUCUUUUAAAAAUUAGGUGAGAACAGUUAAGCCACUCAGGUAUGACUUUCAGAUUACUGAAAUCCCUCUAGCAGAGAUGUUUUAACAUAUUUUGGGAGCUUUGGGUGCUGAAGGGCCAAAUGUCUCGGUAUUUUUUGGCCAGUUUUUAAUGUUACACCAUUAGUUAGACAUUUACUAGAUGUUUAUAGGUUUUCUUUAGGGAGGUAGAGCAGUCAUGUAGAUGAUUUUAAUUAUGUUCAUGUCUCUAACUGGGCAUUGAAGUCACGCUCUGAAACACUUAUUGGAUCUACUCAAAAAGUGUUAAUAAGUGAUUGAUCAUCAGCUUUCUUAGUAAGAUGGUCCAUUGGUUGUCAGCAUGUUUAGUGCACCUGCUAUGUAGGAAAGCUUGAACCAGAUGCUACUUGUCGUUGAGAACCAGUUGACAUGAAGUGGUGACAUAGCCAACAUGCCCAAAAUGCUCAAGCUAGUUAAUGCUGGGAAAACGUCACCAUCAUAGUCCAGUUACUGAGAUCCUGCUGUAUGUGUACUCCUGGGUAGGACCUUCAUCUUCGUUGUGUAUGUGAAGAGUGUUUAUUUGCUUUUCAAUCUUGGGACCGAUCACUGUUGAUAAUAGUCCAGACAAACCCUCCACAGUUGUAGUGCAUACUUUAGCCAUCUCUGAAUGCCUUUGUGUUCCCUAAGCAGAAUGUCUGAGGUGUGCCAUCUCCAAACCAGCUGCUACCCUGUCCUUUUGAUAUGUCACUACCCUUCACUAUGGCCUAGCUGAUGUCUGAUAAGUACUGUCAGUGUACAAAAAGGCUUUACUCCAGAAGGGUUUAUUUACAGCAAACCAAGUAAGUCUGAAAAUUUUAGGACCAUGGUCUCUGUGGGUGGAUUUUGUUUAUUGUAAUUAUUAUCUCCCACGCCCAGGGGUUGCAUUAUCCAUGUAAUAUGUAUUAUUAACCCUUUGAAGUCUUUACAAGAAGUUUUUGAGAAAAGAACUGAAAUUGGAAAGUGGGUCGCUUAAUGGGUGCACUAGAUUCUGUCAGUAUUGUGAUUCUAUACAGGAUUUUUUAAAAUGAUAAGAUUUAUAAAACAACUUGCUUUUCAAAAAGUAUCUUAACAUGCCUUGUACCUGAUUGCCACUGUUAUAUAAAAGAGAUAUGUUUGUGUUUUGUUUGUAUUUAAACACAUACAAGAGAGUAAGUUUUAAACUAUAGAAGUUAGAGAUUCUUUUAUUGGAGAAAAUGAGCUGUUCUAAAACAGUUGGUCUUAUUAGAGAUUUUAGGCUUUGAGACUGACUGACAUAUAUGAAAUCAACAGUGCCAAUAGCCAUGGUAAAGUGGGAAAUAUUUAACAUUUAGUUUUAUUUAUUCUCCUUUUCAGUUUUUAAAAGGUACUCUAUUAUUCUCUUAUUUUUAAUUUAUUAUCAAAAUUUUUGCUUAAUUCUUAAAUUGCCCUUUAAAAUGACAAUAGGAUGUAAAAUUAUCUGAUUUUGCUUAUAAAUCUGGACUUUAUUAGUUAAACUUAUUUUUCUUUUUUCAACAAAUGGAAACAAAUUUAAUUUACACAAUUGAUUUUCAGGCUUUUUGGACACAUUAAUUUUAACUGUCAUUGUUGCAUCUGGUUGAUGUCUGGAAACACAUUGUUCUACCCUGCUACUUGGAAUUAUCUGAAAGUAAAAUUGACCUUGAUGAGGAAUUUAUUAAAAAUGUAUUGUGUUUCUUUUGAUGUUACAAACAGUUAUACACAUAAAGACUGAUUUAUUAAAACAUGCUCACAUCUAAAAAUAAAGAGGAAAAUGACAUUUUGACAA
Jaculus jaculus (lesser Egyptian jerboa) is the source of this 3610-nucleotide messenger RNA. RefSeq names its product phosphatidylinositol glycan anchor biosynthesis class A (gene Piga). Gene Ontology annotation, biological process: GPI anchor biosynthetic process. Bases 164 to 1621 code for a protein of 485 amino acids. Lineage: Eukaryota; Metazoa; Chordata; Mammalia; Rodentia; Dipodidae. Gene Ontology annotation, cellular component: glycosylphosphatidylinositol-N-acetylglucosaminyltransferase (GPI-GnT) complex. The transcript is spliced from 6 exons. The record is from RefSeq and is a predicted model, not a curated record. Gene Ontology annotation, molecular function: phosphatidylinositol N-acetylglucosaminyltransferase activity.